Molecule: messenger RNA, 1743 nt
Organism: Neltuma alba
Lineage: Eukaryota; Viridiplantae; Streptophyta; Magnoliopsida; Fabales; Fabaceae
Product: probable inactive purple acid phosphatase 29
Exons: 4
Coding region: 195-1370 (391 amino acids)
Cellular component (GO): cytoplasm
Molecular function (GO): hydrolase activity, acting on ester bonds
Source: RefSeq, a predicted model, not a curated record
ACGGAGACCCAAACACGCUCUUGUUUUCUCGCUCUCUCACAUAGCUUGUUAUGGCUCUAUUUUGACUCCAGUCGGAGAAAUCAACUAUUAGACUGAGUUGCUAUUUAUAGUUGAUUAGAUUCCCUACACAGAUUCAACUCCCAGCGGGAUUAGCCAAAUUUUUGGUUGAUGCUCCCAAAUUUUCAGAAAUAGCUAUGAUGUGUGAUAAUCGAAAUAGCAAUUCCUAUGGUGGCAAGAGGGUGAGGAAGGGAACGGGUUUCAACUGCAUGAUCGCGAUGAUACUCUGCGCCGUCUGUUUACUUCCGAUUUGCGUUUCCGCAGUGAAUUUGCGGUUCGGAAAUAAUGGCGAAUUCAAGAUAUUGCAGGUGGCGGACAUGCACUACGCAAACGGAAAAAGUACGCAUUGCUUGGAUGUCCUUCAUUCUCAGUAUGCUUCUUGUUCUGACCUGAACACCACCGCUUUCAUUCGAAGGAUGAUCCUUGCUGAGAAACCCGAUUUAAUUGUUUUUACAGGGGAUAAUAUCUUUGGAAAAGAUGCCGACGAUCCUGCGAAAUCAAUGGAUGCGGCAUUUGCUCCUGCAAUUGAAUCUAAAAUACCUUGGGUUGCUGUUUUGGGAAACCAUGACCAGGAAGGAUCGCUCUCUAGAGAAGGGGUGAUGAAGCAUAUUGUUGGGUUGAAAAACACACUGUCUAAAGUCAACCCCCCAGAAGUAAACUUCAUUGAUGGUUUUGGAAACUAUAACUUGGAGGUCCUUGGGGUUGAGAACUCUGAACUUGGCAACAAGUCAGUUCUUAAUCUUUACUUUCUUGACAGUGGAGAUUACUCCACCGUCCCAUCUUUAAUCUCUGGCUAUGGUUGGAUCAAACCCUCACAGCAACUUUGGUACCAAAGAACGUCUGCAAGGCUUCAGAGAGCAUACAAGGAUGGACCUGUGCCUCAGAAAACAGCUGCUCCCGGUCUUGCAUACUUUCACAUUCCUUUACCAGAAUAUGCUAGUUUCCACCCAUCAGACAUCACAGGUGUGAAACAGGAGAGCAUUGGUUCGGCUUCUGUGAAUUCUGGCUUCUUCACAACCUUGGUUGAAACAGGAGAUGUCAAGGCAGUUUUCACUGGCCAUGAUCAUGUCAAUGACUUCUGUGGUAAGCUACGAGGUAUAAAGCUCUGCUAUGGUGGGGGAUUUGGAUAUCAUGCUUAUGGAAAGGCUGGAUGGUCAAGGAGAGCAAGAGUGGUGGUUGUUAGUUUGGAUAGAAGAGUGAAGGGCAGUUGGGGAGAUGUCAAGUCCAUCAAAACAUGGAAGCGCCUUGAUGAUCAAUCUCUAACUACCAUUGAUUCUCAGCUCUUAUGGAGCAAGAGCUUUGGUCACAGGUAGACGUAGGAGAAAACAUCAUGUCGGUUCACGGUUCUUGAAAAUCUAUAACAUUAUCUUGGAAGUCGGAUAGAAAAUAUGGCACGAGUCCUUGUCUGAUUAAAUUUUACACCUAGAAGUUUUCUGUAUGUCACACCUCUCCAACAGACAGAAGCAAUUGCAGAAGUUCAAGAAUACAUGAAAGGAACAGAAGUUGGUGGGGAAUUUUUCUUUUUUCUUUUUUUUUUUUGAUACACAGGUGGGGAAUGACUGUAUUGCAUGCUAUGUGAUUAACUUCCCGUAUACACCUCAAUAUAGAAAUAAUUUAUUUUUUUUGGUGAGAAAAAUAAUGUAUUUAAUAACACUGCCUUUGGAAUUUUGUGUGUCGAUGCUUUGA